Molecule: messenger RNA, 1744 nt
Organism: Gadus chalcogrammus (walleye pollock)
Lineage: Eukaryota; Metazoa; Chordata; Actinopteri; Gadiformes; Gadidae
Gene: cdkn2aip
Product: CDKN2A interacting protein
Exons: 4
Coding region: 92-1021 (309 amino acids)
Cellular component (GO): nucleoplasm; nucleolus
Source: RefSeq, a predicted model, not a curated record
CGCCACCAAACGGUCCGUCGCUUCCGGGUGUCGUCAUCAUUCCGCCAUGUAGCUUUUAGCCGAUCUCGCAACUAGAAGAGCAGCAAAAGUGAUGGCGGAGGAGAGAAGUGGAGAGGACAUCGUCUCAGAGUACCUGGGCCAGAACCCCCACCUGGCCCAGUGGGUUGAAUCCUUCAGGGGCUAUUGUGAAACCAACAAGCAAUGGUUUGCCAGAAGGGAGUUUGUCCUGAGAAAUAUGGAGGCUUUCCCCACCAUUGAACCAGGGGUGCCCGGCAGCAGUCUGGACGGACUAUUGUCUCUGUCCAUGGUCUGGGCCAACAAUGUUUUCUUAGGCUGCAGGUACUCAGACGCUGUGAUGGUCAAGAUAAAGGAGAUGGGUGAAGGGAUCGUUGUCGAGGACGCCCCCGUCCGCACAACAAGAGAUGAGAUCCUAGCCAAAGGAAAGAGGGGCACUUCCUCUGGGGCCGACGGUGAAAGCUGUGCGAAGAAGGCCAAAGCGGGGCCCGGCGGAGGGAGGGCCCCGUGCCAGAAACAGGGCCCCUCGCCCCAGGCCCCGGCCCAGCACCAGCCCUUCUUCAACCGCCUCUACAAGGCCGUGGCCUGGAAGCUGGUCUCGGCGGGGGGCUUCGGCCCCAACCUGGACCACUACGAGAUCCUGCAGAGCUGCGUGGAGUCCUGCAAGCAGAACCUGGGCUGCGUGUUCGUGCCGCUGAAGGACAUUCCCGACCUGCCGGCGAGCCGCGCGCAGAAGGAGGGCCAGGUGUGCGAGCUGCGCUGCAGCACCGUGUACAUGGGCACCGGCUACGGGCGCGACGAGGCCGCAGCCAGGGCCAUGGCCUCCAAGGAGGCCCUCAAAGCCUUCCAGGGCCGCAAAGUGACUGUGAAGAUCUGCCGGCGGAGGUACAACGGGACGGACGUGGAGGACGUCAUGCUGCUGGACGAUCAGCCCCGCAGCCAGGGGUUCCCCCCGGCGCUGAGCUACCCCUUUCAGGCCGACUCCGGGGAGGACGGGGCGUCAUAGCAUGGACAACGCACACACUCCUGGAAGGGCUCACCGUGGCCUCGUCAGAAGCACUGGGAGGACGGUGGAGUGGUCCUUUUCGAUUGCCACGCCCAUCGAUCAUAGUAACACACAAUGUACCACCCGGCUGCUUUAGAGUUCCUGCAAUGCACUGUUUUAUUUUUGCACAUUGCCUCGUAUUACAGGUGGUGCAUCCUAAACAGCACCAUCUUUUUGUUUCCUUUAUCUGUUUGAUAAAGAAGAAUUCACUUCUUGAUUUGAUUUCAGUUGGAAUAAGUUGGGCUGCUACAAACGUGUUGGGAACUUGCUGUCAAAUGCUGAGGCUGUGUCCUGCUAUCUUUCAGAAGUGAUUCUGCUCGCUCCGUUAGCUUGUGAUGAUGCUUUGAUGAGGUAAAGUAAUGGAGAGAUAUGCCUUAUGAGUGCCCUAGAAUACAUAGCCAUUAACAGUACAAGUUUAGGCUACUGUUUUGUUGUUCUUUAUUUACUGUUGACCACCACUCAAUCCCAUCUCUGUGGACAAUAGUGGGGAUAUUCUGUUUGGUUAUUUGGGUUGAAGACAGUUAAUGUUCCGAUUAUUAUAUAUUGCGAAAAAGGAUUCUGCAGUGGUGUGUGUUUUCACUUAUCUUAAAAGAAAACAUUGCAAGUUUGUAAUGUGUAUGUUGUUCCAUUUCUAUAUUUUUUUAAAUAAACAUAUUUUCAAGGAAUUCAGUUUAAGAUUUGUUA